GGUACUGUAUCACACAUCUUUUUUUUUUCACUCCCUUCCAAUCAAUCAGAUUCUCAAAACAACAAGUUCAUUGCUAAACCUCACCAUCUUCUCGCCUAUAAAACAAGGCAUCCCCUCCCUCCAGUGAAGCACCCAAACAACCCAUUAAUAUCCCACUUCGAUCACUUUCAGCAAUGGCUUCUUCUACCAAUCUCUCUGCAACCCUUCUCGUCUUCUCAGUCCUUCUCUACCCACCACCAAUACUGGCACAAACACCAUUAACCCCGGUACCAACACCAGCACCAGCUAUGGAAACUUGCCCGAGAGACUCGCUGAAGUUAGGGGUUUGUGCAGGCCUUCUGGGACUCGUGAACGUUAAAAUUGGAUCGUCAGCAACCAGUCCCUGCUGUGCACUGCUUGAAGGCUUGGCUGAUUUGAAGGCUGCUCUUUGUCUUUGCACCGCGCUUAAGGCCAAUGUGCUCGGUAUUAACUUGGACGUGCCAAUUGCUUUGAAUUUGAUUGUUAGUGCUUGCCAGAAAACUGUCCCUCCUGGUUUUAAAUGUGAAUAAGAUGAUUAUAAGAUUAUUCUUGUGCUUGGUUUCAGUGGUCUUAAUGUUGGGGGUUUGUUUGGAGAGUGAUGCCUAAUCUGGUACAUUAACAAGGGAAGCCUGUUUGCCUGAAUAAAUCUUCUGUAACGCUCCUUGUAAUUUUGUAGUAUUUAUUAUGCUUUGUCUACUUAUA
Rosa chinensis is the source of this 720-nucleotide messenger RNA. Its product is annotated as 14 kDa proline-rich protein DC2.15. Bases 174 to 548 code for a protein of 124 amino acids. The record is from RefSeq and is a predicted model, not a curated record. The transcript has a single exon. Lineage: Eukaryota; Viridiplantae; Streptophyta; Magnoliopsida; Rosales; Rosaceae.